GAAAAUUGAGAUUGCGUACGAAGGCAAUAUUCGUGGAAAUUGGUUAAUUUAUGUAUUUAUUUAAUGUAGUUCAGUAUUCUGGCGUUAGACUUCAAGUAAACAUGAAUUCAGUUGAAUUGAACUUUUUGUGUAGGCGUAGCUAUCAAAUGUUAUUCACAAAAAUAAAUUAAGCGUUCGUAAUUAACUCUAGAAUGGAUUUUAUCUGAUAAGAAUGGUCUUAAAAUAAAGUAUGCCGCUUACAAUUGCAAACAAAAGUAAAAUGAUUGCUGAAAUCAUGAAAUUUUCGUUUCACCACAGAGCAUUUUACUGCUAUGUUGGGAUGAGUAUAUGGAUCUGUUUUUUAAUAACAGUAAUGUACAAAUACAUAUCAGUUGGAGAAGAUGCAACAGUGAUCAAGAAGAUUGUGCAGAAUGAAUACAUAUCCAAAAGUGAUAUCAAGUAUAGGAAGAUAUAUCUACGCUCAUGUAAUCCACCAGACAGUAUUGUGAGGGGUGCUGAAGCUGUGGUGGACAGUGAUACAUGGCUUCUACAGGGAGUGCUAGUUGUGACGAGACAUGGUGACCGUGGACCCCUUACACAUCUGCAUGGGGGAGACAAACUACCUUGUGAUACUCCACCACCAUCACCACUGUUGAAGACCUACGAAGAAUGGGUGUCGAACACGAGCUCCGUCGGCCGGGCUUGGUGGGUCGCAGGGCCGGGCCCGUUCCACAACUUCCCCGCGCUGCCGCCGCGCGCCGCCACGCGCUGUGCGCUCGGACAGCUGACGCCGCGGGGAUUGUUGCAGAUGCUGACCGUGGGUAAUAUUCUGAAAGAGGCUUAUGGAGAAAAACUUGGAUUAGAUAAUGCAGAUCCGACGGGAAAACGUGAGAAUGGAGACGUUAUAAUGUACAGCACACGAUACCGACGAACGUUCCAAUCUCUAGCGGGACUCGCCUGGGGCUUGGCGGGCUCCAAUGCGGGCGCUCGGCUCGCUAGAGCGAGAGAGAGCCAUAGCGUCGCCUUCUGCUUCCGCGAGUGUGCGUGCGCUGCGCACCACGCUCUAAACAAAAAAAUCAGCAUCCAAGCAAAACACCGCCUGGACAACCACCCGGCCCUAAAAGAGCUGGUCAACAAGCUCUCCACCGUCCUCUUCGAGUCGCAGGAGCACCCCGAGCCCGACAUGGUCCGCGACGGGCUGCUCGCGCACAUGUGCCACGACGCGUCGCUGCCGUGUGUCACGAAACCUGACAAACUGAAGUUCAGCUUGAAGAGAAAUAGGAGGCUGCGAGAGGAUACUGUGCCGGGCAAAAAGUUGCUAGAAUAUAAGAAAGUAAACGUGGAUAAUAGAAAAUCUAAAAGCGAUAAGUCAAACGUAGAAAUUAAGAAAAAUCAAAACCGAAAGACUCUUAACAUGGAUAGCCGUAGAUCAGAAAAAGUUAAACUAAGGGUAAAAAAACAGAAGGGUGAGAGAAUUUUACGAGAGGCUACUAAUGGCGAUAACAGUAAAUCUUCAAAAGUAAUACAAAAUAUAAAAAUACAAGAAAACAGUAGUGAAAAUACUUCUACAAGGAAUAUACUUGAAAACCACGAGAUUCUUAACAAAGAUGAUAGAUUAGAAAAAUAUAAACGAAAUUUUAAAGAGCAUGAAACGUUCCGUGAAGAUUUAUUUGGAAAGAAUUUGCUAGAUAUUGAAACGGAUAUGGAUAUGAAGAAAGCUGACAACAAAAGAAAUAACUUGAAAAGUCAUAUAGACACCGUGCCUAAAAGGAAUUUAUUAGACGCAGAUAUAGACACUCUUAACAUGGAAUUGGAUUACAUCAACAAUCAGUUAGACUUCAAUAACGAAAUAGGAAGAAAGGCUAGAGAUAUCAUUGGUAAAUAUUACGAUACUAAAGAUAAGCAAAAAGCUCCUUUAGAUUUCGAUGCCCAAAUGGAAAGAGAGAAGCUAUUAUACUAUCAGCAGAGAUAUAUGGAUAAUGCCGAUGCAUAUGACGAUGUAGUCAUUGUUAAAAAGAAUUUAGACGCAGACUUUAAUUUUCCAAAUGAUGCUCGUAUGGAUACAGAUUUUGAUGAAGAAUAUAAAGAACCCACACCAGAAAUAACAGAAGAAUUUUGUAUAAGAAAAGACCAUAUAACGUCAUUAUUCGCGUAUUUAGAAUGGACUUAUAGACAAGAAAUCAAAAGUAUACAUAAUAGAAAACGAGGCUUGCUUUUAGCGUAUGGAUUAAUGCACAAUAUAGUGCAAAACAUGAUAAGAAUGAUCUCAGAGAAUAAACCAAAAAUUGUCAUAUAUUCAGGACAUGACAAAACACUGCAACCAUUAAUUUUAGCACUUGGGUUAACUAAUUAUCAACAUUACAACGUACAUUAUGCUUCUAGAAUGAUCUUCGAAGUUUACAGAAAAAAAGAUUUGCGCGACGAAUUCAAAUUCACUAAAAGGAAAGCGGUAGCACAAGAUUUUUACUUCAGGGUUGUUUACAACGGGGAAGAUGUAACAAAUAAAUUAAGUUUCUGUAAAACUAAGCAGAGUAUAGUGAUGAAAGUAGCGGACCCGAUAGACGAUAUGAAGACGUAUAAUACUUAUUUGUGUCCGAUAGAGAAUGUUGUUAGGUUUAUACAUGACGAUUAUUUUGCUAUUUUUAACGUGACCAACUUUAAGGAUGCUUGUGCUGCUUAUGGGAAUCUCAAACAUGUUUAGGUAAACAAAUUUGUUAAACUAUUGGAUAUUAGCGACCGACGUCUAAAGUAGACGUAGAAACUUGGUCUUAAUACCAUGGAUGACUAUCAUAGUUAUGGUAUGAAUUAUGUGAGAUGAUUUUUAGCCUUAAACCCUUGGCUGUUAAAAGGCAAUGUUUUUUUUAUGGCUACAAAAUUUUUCAUUAUUGAGAAGGAUCAAGCCCAUUUAAAAUACAAUUUUAACAUUCUUUUUUUCUACUUUCAUUCAAUUCAUGUAACAUUCGGCGAUAACACGUUUGGAUAAUGUAGUCCGACAGGUAAGAAUAUUCGUAAGUAAUUAAAAGCUGUUACAUAAAUUUGAGCCAUAUGUGUAGAACGCUAAAAUUGCCUUUUAAACGGGCUUGAUCCUUCUCACAUAUAUGAGAAAUUAGGUAGUCACCGCGGUCCACAAAAAAAACAAUGCAUUUUAUUUAACAGCUCAGCGGUUGAGGCCAAAAAAUCAUUUCAGAAAAUUCAUACUAUACUGCAUGUUGAGACAAAAUGACGUUUGUGAUUCAAAUGUUCGCUCUCUUAUAAAAGUUGUAGGUCAUAGGCCUCUAAAACAUAAUUAAUUGUUCUUAAAACGCUAAAAGUAAGAAGCUGGCAUGAAUGGAUAUAUAUAUUUGCAUAUAAUUUGAAUUGUUUCUACUUGCCGGAUGGAUGAAGAGUGAUCCAAUUUCUAUUGAAAUAUGUUUAAUAGAAGUCUUUCUUCUAUCGAGAGACAAUGAAAUAAAAAUAAGCAUCCUUGAUUAAGAAUAUGAAGUUUUUAAAAUAUGGUUAUAAUGAUUUAAAGGCAGUCAAGCAUUAAUUUUUCUCAAAAGAGGUUCAGUAAAUAGCAGUAUUCCUUUUUACCGACAGCAAUCCGUAAUUUAUGCCAUGCUAUAUUCUUAUAAUUAAUACAAGUUGAUAUUAUUUAUUUAUUGCUAAAUAUUCCAGAUAUAGCUUAUGACUUGUGACAUGGAUCUCAAAUAUUUAAGUUAAAGCCGUACUUAACUAUACAUAUCUACUAAUAAUAAGUACACGUGCAUUGUAACUGUCUCAAAGGCUAUAAUGAAUAGUUACGUUAGUCUUAGCAACAAGAAUUUGAAAUGGAGGGUUAUUGUCAAGGAGAAUUUUGUAGCCACAGUAAAUAUACUGCCAUCUUUCGACACAUGAUUAAAACUUUUAGGACGCCAUUUGACUUUGAUCUUUAUUCCUUCACUGAUAAGUAUGUGUUAAAUUUGUUAAAUAUAAAAAAAAGUGGUGCCAUCUUACCGGGCAUCGGCUAAAGGUUGUAGCGCCAUCGCUCGAAACGAACUUUGGCUUUGAUCUAUUGGAUAACGCCACUCUUUGAUAUUUAACAAAUUUAACACAUAUUAGUGAAAGAAUGAGGAUCAAAGUCAAAUGGCGUUCUAGUAGUUUUAAUCAUGUGCCGAAAGAUGGCAGUAAAUUUACUGUGGCUACAAAAUUUUCUUUGACAAUCCACCUCUAUUUCAAAUUCUGUUUGGUCUUAGUUUAACUGUAGUCGGGUGAAAUGAAAUGUUACUACACCUCUCGCUCGAAUGAUGGAGUACCUCACGUAAAAUGUUUGUAGACAGUUAUUGAAAGUUUAGCAAAUAUUUUUUUUUUACAUUUUAGGUGUUUGUUUUUAAACAUAAGAUAAUAAUAUAUUAUUUUUAUUUGAACAUGUGAUAUUUUGUAAUAAUGUGAAUAUAUAAGCGCUAAAUCCUUAUUUAUUAAGAUAUGUAAUUUAUAUUGUAGAAUAACUUUGUAAAAUUAAGCCAACCAUAAUACUAGAAGGUACUGUAAUAUUCGACGCGAGAGAUAUUAACAAGAUUCAUCAAUUUACAUAUCAUUCCUUUUCUUGCCCAUUAGUAUGAGGGUAGUUAGGGUAUAAAGGGGCCCACACCAGUUCGCCGGACGGUAUCGGCCUGACAGUUAUACGCAAAAGCUCACAAUCGCGAAUAACUGACAUAUGGAAGGUAGAGGCAAGGAACAAAAUCUCCAUAUACCAAAAAGUGUCCGACAAAAACUAUAAAUAGGUGGCGCUAUAAUACCUAGAAUACUUGAGAAAAAAAUCUAAUCAUAGACAGCGCACUUCACUCCGUCAAUAACGCCUAGGUUCUUAGCUACUCUAGCGCUACUCUGGAGAGAUUUGGUACUAUUAUUUAUAAUAAAUAAAUAAUAAAUAAAUUCACCCCCUUUACUAUGUCGAUAUAUCGAUUGAUGUGCGGCCGUAUUUUUUUGGAUAUUAGUAACUUAAUGUAAUUUCUACUUGUACGAGUUUCUCAAAAUGUCCAUACGUAUAUCCAUAUUGUUAUUUUUUUCAUAUAAACUUAAAGAUCGGUCAUACGGGGUGGGAAAAUGAAUGGAUAUUAUUGGAAAUUCUUUAUCUUGAAAGAUAAUAUUAAUUGUGUUUUCGUCUAAUGUGAAAUAACAAUGUUAUCAAAUUUUCAGAAAACUACGAAUUUUUUGAAUAGCUAAUUUUAUGUGAUAGUUCUGUGUGAGUAAAAUUAUCGACAUAGAUUCCUUUGAUUCUAAUACUUUGGCCAAGUCACAGAAAAACCUGUCGUGAAUUUAAUAUGACUUACCUACAUAUCACAUGUAGUGACAUGAUUAUAUAUUGAAAUGUAAGACUGCACUCAGUAGAUUUACCUGUAUGUUUUAAUUUUAACUAUGCAUAAUAUUAAUAAGUGUAAGAAAUUUUAUUUUUAAUUGACUAUUUAAAUCAUACAUUCCAUUUAUAUA
This is a messenger RNA of Cydia pomonella (codling moth), 5424 nucleotides long. RefSeq lists its product as uncharacterized. The transcript is spliced from 7 exons. The record is from RefSeq and is a predicted model, not a curated record. Gene Ontology annotation, biological process: dephosphorylation. NCBI's taxonomy places the organism in Eukaryota, Metazoa, Arthropoda, Insecta, Lepidoptera, Tortricidae. Gene Ontology annotation, molecular function: phosphatase activity. Bases 230 to 2680 code for a protein of 816 amino acids.